Messenger RNA from Notolabrus celidotus (New Zealand spotty), 2171 nucleotides. RefSeq names its product SUN domain-containing protein 1-like. The transcript is spliced from 15 exons. NCBI's taxonomy places the organism in Eukaryota, Metazoa, Chordata, Actinopteri, Labriformes, Labridae. The record is from RefSeq and is a predicted model, not a curated record. Bases 364 to 2148 code for a protein of 594 amino acids.
UGAGGGCGCUGAUCACCGCUCCCUCUGCCUGAGCUGCACAGCGUUAAUUAAGAAGGAAGGACCAGCCGUGGAGUUAAUGAGUUAAUGAGUUAAUGAUGUUUGGUCCUUCGUGUGUCUGAGGGUAAAGGAGGGUAAAGGACGUCUCUGAGUAACUAAUCUUUGAUUUAAACUUUACAGUCUAUGGUUUGAAACUUUAAACAGACAGAAAUAAUCCAGUUUUAUCAUCCAGCCGAGCUAACAGCUUCUCCCGCCUUAAAGUCUGCUGUUGGAGCCUCUUCAGAUUCUUAAAGGUCCGGUUACUCCCCGGCAGGGUCCGACUCAGAGAGGGAACAGAACAUCGCGUGGUUCCUGCAGACGGAGGUCAUGUCCAGACGCAGCCUGCGGCUCGGCGACGGCCUGCUGGACCGCAGUCUGCCGCACAGCAGCGCCUCCUUCAGCGUGGGAGGAGCCGACUGGAAGAGCACCAGGUCGUCAAAGUCUGGCCGCUCUCAGCAGCUCUCAGUCUCCUGCUCCGAGUCUCUCCUCGUCCACACUCCUCGUAAACAGGCGGUCCACUCGUUCCACAACAGCAGCCUCCACAGCGUGGCGUCCGAUGCCUCCCUGAUCUCCUCCCUGCUGGACGAGUCCUCCAUCCAGGAGACCACGCUGGUGGACACUCUGUGGGGUUUGGACCAGGACGUCGACCCUAAAGAGAGCACCAUCGUAGCAGAGCAGAGCACCAUCCUGGCAGACCGCACUCUGAUUGGCUCAGAUGGCAGCUGUACAAAACACCCGCCGCACACGCUCAGUACGGUUUACUGUCAGGACUGCGAGGACCAGCAAGACAGGAGGGAGUCCACGUACCGCCCCUCCUUCAAGUACACGUCGUCCUCCUCCUGCAGGGAGCCCGCAGACCCGGACACGUCCAUCAUCUACAGCCGGGACCGGAACCGCAAGAGCCGCACAGGUGUGCUGGUGUCCGUGUGGGACAGGUCAGCAGCCUGUGUGCUCUCCCUGCUCGCUGUGCUCUGCCAUCACCUCCUCAAACACAGACCUGUUACAGAUGUUCUGCAGCUGUGGUGUGAGCGGUCUGUGCUGUGUGUGCGGAGCGCUGCAGCCUGCUGUGCGUCCGUGCUGACGCUCACCCUGCAGGUGUGUCGUGGGCUGGUUUUACAGACUGACCCCAGACUCAGAGCUCGGUCCAGUCACUGCAGAGUCAUGAACCUGCGGGAGUCCAGCACCCACCAGGAGGAGGUUCAUCCCAACGGGUCUCUGUGUGACGACUGUAAGGAGAAACAGCACUCAGUCUCCUCACCUCCGUCUUCGUGGUCCUCUGUGGCUUCCUGUGCGUUGGGGCUGGUGUGGAGCGCUGCUGUUCUCACAGGUAAAUCAGCAGCUGAUGUGUGUCGGUGGCUCAGCAGACGAUGGCGUCACAUGAAAACCAGCUUCCCUCUGACUCGGUCUCCUCUCAGACUCCUGCUGCUCCUCCCUCUGCUGCUCCUCCUCUUCAGUCUGUGCUGGUUCGGUCCGGCCGGUCUGUGGUCAGUUCUUCCAGCUGUCCCCGUCACAGAGUGGAGCGCGGCGCUGCCUGACGCACCCCGCCCGUCCUCCGUCUCCAGCCUCCUGUCCUCACAGAGCGGACCAGUAGAGGGCGCCGUGGAGGAGGAGAGGGAGGUGCAGGUGUACGAGGAGGCGCUCUACAGCAGAGCUCCACCUGCCGACACGGAGCGAGGCGAGGAGGAGAACGCCGCGGCGGGGGAGGAGUCAGUGCGUCUGGAGCGUCUGGAGCAGAGUCUGACGGCGCUGUGGGGGCAGGUGGAGACCGGCGGGCGGCAGGCGGAGCAGAGACACAGAGAGGUCCUGCGGCUGUACGCAGACCUCCAGCAGCAGCAGCAGGUCUCUGCACAGAGCGGGGGAGAGGAGAGCUGGCUUAGCGGCCUGCUGGACCAGCAGCUGGACCAGAUCAGGACCCAGCUGGAGGAGGAGAGGCGGACCAGAGAGCAGACUCGGGAGCAGGAUCUGUUGCAGCAGCAGAGAGAUUCAUCUCGUCUGGACGAGCUGGAGCGUCAGCUGAAGACGCUCGCCGCUAGAACACAGGAGGUGCAAUGGAGACAUGAAGCUUCUACGACCACCUCACCUUCACCCACACUCCCAGCUGCUGUCAGGUAACCUUCCUCCUCCUCCUCCUCCUC